AUUAAAUUAAGAACAGAUCUGUUAUUUUUCUUUGUUGUGUGUAGGCGAAGAUUUAUUUACAGGGUAGAAUGACGUCACUGGCACUGUUUGUGUUAUCUAGCGUAGCAACAGCAGCGGGUUUUAAUUACACCUGCCUGCAGUGCGAGGAUGCAUAUCACCCGUACUCAUGCACAACCGUGCAACACUGCGGUCCACACGAAGUAUGUGCAAUGGAAGCCUACUGGACGUCCGCAACCCUACAGUACAGAUUGAAAUGCACAGAUGAAUUGUUUUGCAGUACCGGCGCACUAGCAGUAGGCCGGCGAAGUUCAUCUGAAACUGUUCUAUGUUUCGAAUGUUGCCAUGGAAAUUUGUGUAACAUGAAGACGUGCAAAACUGUUUUAGACGCGUCAGUUGGUCCGGUGUGCUAUUCCUGUAACAGUACUCUUGGGAUAGAGGAUUGCAACCAGGUCAAACAUUGUGCCUUAGAUGAGAUCUGCCAGAUAUCGCUUUUACCCAGAAUUCCAGGUUUAGAAAUGGAAAGAUAUUCUACAGGCUGCAUUCCUAAACAUUCAAGCCGAUGCAACCCCUCCAACCCUGCAGUGAGUGAUGCAGAUGGCUUUACUAAUUCUCCGGUGUGUUCUUCAUGCUGUGAUACCGACCUCUGUAACGCUUUCAACCCGUGUACUUCCACACCAACAAGUGCAACCACUUUUGCCUCAACUUCAUCUGCUAUUUCAGGUUAUUCUUCAACUGAACAGUCAGUCAAACCGCCGACGUCAACAAUAAAAGUACCAACUAAACCUGUCACUCUGUCUACACAAAUACCACUUACAACCACACUGGAAGAGAGAGUUUGUGUGGACGGUCCAUCUUGUUGGAACCCCAGCCAAUGUGGUACCGACGUUAACAACUAUGCUCACCUCAGCUGCCCUAUAUUGUGUGGAGUGUGCGCUGAAACCGGGUUUACCAAGUAAUGCGAUGAUCGGUGUGAACCUCACUUUAAAAGACCGGAUAUGACGACAACAUUGACCACAUUGUUGCACAGUGGUACUGUAAAGGGCCGGGCAAUUGAUGUCCUUUAUCGACCUCUAAAUUUAUGGAUUUUGUACGA
Molecule: messenger RNA, 1093 nt
Organism: Mya arenaria
Lineage: Eukaryota; Metazoa; Mollusca; Bivalvia; Myida; Myidae
Exons: 11
Coding region: 69-956 (295 amino acids)
Source: RefSeq, a predicted model, not a curated record